This is a messenger RNA of Periophthalmus magnuspinnatus, 1729 nucleotides long. RefSeq names its product microfibril associated protein 1 (gene mfap1). The transcript has 9 exons. The coding region runs from base 80 to 1420 and encodes 446 amino acids. Gene Ontology annotation, biological process: mRNA splicing, via spliceosome. Gene Ontology annotation, cellular component: U2-type spliceosomal complex. Lineage: Eukaryota; Metazoa; Chordata; Actinopteri; Gobiiformes; Gobiidae. Gene Ontology annotation, molecular function: RNA binding. The record is from RefSeq and is a predicted model, not a curated record.
UGGAGCAAAGUGGCCUCGCUCACGGUGCUGCUGCUGUUUGUGUUUUAUUUCAGGGGUUUUUUGUAACUUAGGAGGAGAAAUGUCGGGGAUAGACGCGCUCAACAUGAAGCUGCCCGCCAUCCAGUCCACGGCGGGAGCUGUGCCCGUGAGGAACGAGAAAGGGGAGCUCUCCAUGGAGAAGGUGAAGGUGAAGCGCUACAUCUCCGGAAAACGUCCCGACUACGCCCCCAUGGAGUCGUCUGACGAAGAGGACGAAGAGUUUCAGUUUGUGAAGAAGUCCCGAGAACAAGAACCAGAGAUGGAUGAGGCGGAGACUGAAGUGUCUGACCCUAGACUCAAGAGGCUCAUGAACAGGAGCAGUGAGGACCAGGAGGAGAGGUAUCAAAGGCACAGAGCGAUCGUGGAGCCUCAGGUGGUGGCUGAGAGCAGUGAGGAUUCGGAAGAGGAGCCGGUUCCAUCCAGAGCGAGGCUUCGGGAGCGAGAGGAGAGCAGUGAAGAAGAAGAGGAGGAGGAGGAGCUUGAUGAAGAGGAGAUUGAGCGGCGGCGGUCGAUGAUGCGGCAGCGGGCUCUGGACAGAAAGUUGGAGGAACAGGAAGUGAUGGAGGUCGAGGAGGAAGGAAAAUCCGACCAAUCAGAGUCCGAGUCUGAGUACGAGGAGUACACCGACUCUGAGGAUGAAGCUGAACCACGUCUGAAGCCUGUCUUCAUCAGAAAGAAAGACAGAGUGACUGUGGCCGAGCGCGAGAUGGAGGAGCAGCGUCAGAAAGAGGUGGAGCAGGAGCAGAGGCGGUUGGUGGAGGAGAGGAGGAGGUACACAUUGAAGAUCGUAGAGGAGGAGGCUAAGCGAGAGUUUGAGGAGAACCGAAGGAACGUGGCAGCACUGGACGCUCUGGACACUGACCCCGAGAACGAGGAAGAGGAGUACGAAGCCUGGAAGCUACGGGAGCUCAAGAGGAUCAAGAGGGACAGAGAGGCCAGGGAACAGAUGGAGCGAGAGAAGGCGGAGGUGGACCGCUUCCAUAGCAUGACAGAGGAGGAGAGACGUGCUGAGCUCAGAGUUCAGGGCAAAACCGUCACCAACAAAGCUCCAAAAGGAAAGUCGAAGUUCCUCCAGAAGUACUACCACCGAGGAGCCUUCUAUAUGGAUGAAGAGGACGAGGUUUAUAAACGAGACUUCAAUGCUCCCACUCUGGAAGACCACUUCGACAAGACCGUGCUGCCUAAAGUCAUGCAGGUUAAAAACUUUGGCCGCUCAGGGCGUACUAAAUACACUCAUCUCGUGGAUCAGGACACAACGUCGUUUAACUCUGCCUGGUCUCAGCAGAGUUUACAGAGCAUCAAGUUCCUCAAACAGAAAACACCUGGAGGCAAAGACAAGGAGCAGUUUGACCGACCAUCUGUGAGCAAGAGAAAGGUCUAGACCAGGACCGAGACCAGGACCGAGACCAGGACCGAGACCAGGACCGAGACCAGGACCGAGACCAGGACCGAGACCAGGACCGAGACCAGGACCGAGACCGAAAUGUGAUUAAACCAGUGGAGUCCACAGUGUCCAGGUGACCUCUCAGACAAAGUCCCUCUGGAGCCUGGACUGGACCAGACCAGUUUAACUCAGAACUGUAAAUAACAGGCUAAAAUUAUGUCUGCGUAAAAAGUUUCAUAAAAUGUGCAUUUGUAGAAUUUUUGUGUUGAUCAAAACUUUUGUUUUUUGAAUAAAUACAGUUGAUUU